This is a messenger RNA of Xyrauchen texanus (razorback sucker), 5343 nucleotides long. Its product is annotated as adenylate cyclase type 6-like. The record is from RefSeq and is a predicted model, not a curated record. Gene Ontology annotation, cellular component: plasma membrane. The transcript is spliced from 23 exons. Gene Ontology annotation, biological process: intracellular signal transduction; cAMP biosynthetic process; adenylate cyclase-activating G protein-coupled receptor signaling pathway. NCBI's taxonomy places the organism in Eukaryota, Metazoa, Chordata, Actinopteri, Cypriniformes, Catostomidae. Gene Ontology annotation, molecular function: adenylate cyclase activity. Bases 375 to 3893 code for a protein of 1172 amino acids.
CGAAGGGAACAUGAAGGCGAGCGUGACUGUAUCGCCAAGCGUUCGCAAGAAUGUAACCAUCGCUCAGUCACUCGCUGUACACGCGCGCUGGCGGACUAGUGACAGUUUCACUCCGCGCUUUUGCUAAUAAGACACGAAGCGAGUUUCUCUGCUGAUUCAUGGGAUGGUCUGACUCAGCUGUCUGAGAGAUGCAGAGAUCUGGCACUGUACUAGAAUUUUCUAUUGAUCCUGUGCUUAAGUGAGUGUCCCGGAACUCAGAGACAAUCCCUGUGAAUGUGUUCAGAAGAAAUCUGGUAAUAUUAUCUCUCUACAGAGUAAAUGCAUUGCCUUGAUAAAGAGAGCAGUGCCGCUACACAAGAGGGAAGCCACACAGGAUGUCUUGGGUCAGUGGCUUUAAAUCUGUAAGAGUGGACCACCAUAAAACAGCAUGGGGUGAACGCAAUGGCAGAAAGUCGAGGCAUAAGAGGGGCUCAUCCCUGUGCAACCCACGCUACAUGAGCUGUCUUCGGGACCAGGAGGCCAUGGAGUCUCCAUCACAACACAACUCCUGUGCAGCAGGGGGUGCCUCUAGCAGCAACUUCAGCACACGAUGUGUCUGGCAGGAAGACCACUAUGGCAGAAAGGGCGAUGUGGGUCUGAGGGCUGUGGACCUGGCCUUUGAAGAUGCUGAAAUGAGGCAAAAAGAUGGAGAGGGCCAGGGUGAUGGUGGCCAAGAGAGGAAGGGUCCCAAAAGGUGUUUUUUUGGUUGCUUGAUGCAUUUAGCUCAUGUCUUUCAGUCCAAGAAAUUCCAAUCAGCCAAGCUUGAGAGAUUGUAUCAGCGAUAUUUCUUCCGGUUAAACCAGAGCUCUCUUACAAUGCUGAUGGGUGUGCUGGUUGUGGUUUGUGGGGUCAUGCUGGCUUUCCACUGCAUCCAAGGGCCGCCUGGCAUUGCAUAUGCCUCUGUUCUCUCUGUAGCUAUGGGGCUGUUCUUGGCCUUGAUGGUGGUGUGUAACAGAAAUGGCUUUCACCAGGACUAUAUGUGGAUCGUGAGUUACCUGGUAAUGGGGGUGUUAGUGGUGGUGCAGGUGUUUGGAGUGUUAAUGGUGGCUCCACGCAGUGCAUCUGAAGGGAUCUGGUGGACAGUAUUCUUCAUCUACAUCAUCUACACGUUGUUGCCAGUGCGUAUGAGAGCAGCUGUGAUUACUGGGUCUGUGCUCUCCACUAUUCACAUUAUUACAGCAUGGAGACUCAACCUUGGGGACAGCUUCCUCUGGAAACAGUUAAGUGCUAAUACGCUGAUUUUCCUUUGCACCAACAUCAUCGGCAUCUGCACACACUACCCAGCUGAAGUAUCUCAGAGACAGGCCUUCAAAGAGACCAGAGGAUACAUCCAGGCCAGAAUACACCUUCAGAGAGAGAACCAGCAGCAGGAGCGCCUGCUGCUCUCAGUGUUGCCAAGGCAUGUUGCCAUGGAGAUGAAGGCAGACAUCAAUGCCAAGAAAGAGGAUAUGAUGUUCCACAAGAUCUACAUCCAGAAACACGACAAUGUCAGUAUCCUGUUUGCUGACAUAGAGGGCUUCACCAGUUUGGCAUCGCAGUGCACAGCCCAGGAGCUGGUGAUGACCCUUAAUGAGCUUUUUGCUCGCUUUGAUAAAUUAGCUUGGGAAAACCACUGUCUGCGGAUCAAGAUAUUGGGGGACUGUUAUUACUGUGUGUCUGGUCUUCCAGAACCGAGGGCAGAUCACGCUCACUGCUGUGUGGAGAUGGGGGUGGACAUGAUCGAGGCCAUCUCAUUGGUACGUGAGGUCACAGGAGUGAAUGUGAACAUGCGUGUGGGUAUACACAGCGGCCGUGUGCACUGCGGGGUGCUCGGGCUGCGCAAAUGGCAGUUUGAUGUCUGGUCAAAUGAUGUCACACUGGCCAACCAGAUGGAGGCUGGAGGCCAAGCAGGGCGGAUCCACAUCACCAAAGCCACGCUGCAGUAUUUAAAUGGAGACUAUGAGGUGGAACCAGGUUUUGGAGGGGACAGAAACGCAUACCUGAAAGACAACAACAUUGAGACUUUUUUUGUGCUUGGCUGUACUCAGAAUAGGAAAGAAGAGAAAGCCAUGAUGGCUAAGAUGCAGCGUGCCAGAGCCAACUCUUCAGAGGCGCUGAUAGCGCGCUGGGUUCCUGACAGAUCUUUCUCCAGAACUAAGGAUUCCAAAGUCUUCAGACAGAUGGGCAUAGAUGAAGCCUCCAGCAAAGAUAACCGCUGUGCACAAGAGGCUUUGAAUCCAGAAGAUGAGGUCGAUGAGUUUUUAGGUCGGGCCAUAGAUGCUCGUAGCAUCAACCAGCUGCGCAAAGACCAUGUCAAGAAAUUCCUGCUCACAUUCAAAACCCCUAUUCUGGAGAAAAAGUACUCCAAAAAGGUGGAUGAUUGUUUUGGCAGUUAUGUGGCCUGCACUCUCCUCGUCUUUUGCUUCGUUGUUUUUAUUCAAAUCAUCAUCUUCCCGCCGACACACUUAAUGCUGUGCAUGUUCAUCAGCAUCUUUAUUAUCCUCGUCCACGUCCUCUUUUUAAGUGCCAUUUACUCCUGCGUUAAGCUUUUCCCAGUUAGCUUACAGACAGUGUCCAAGAGGAUUGUUCAAUCCCGUAUUAACAGCACACUAGUUGGAGUCUUUGCCAUUCUGCUUCUCUUCAUCUCUGCCUUUGUUAAUAUGUUUGCCUGUGAUGGAGACAGACUGUUAGACUGUUUGGACAUACAGCAGAAAAAUAAUGUUUCAGUUAUUUUGUGUCGGCUGCAUAAUCUGACUCAAACAGCAAAGGACACCACCACCCUGUGUCCUGCCCAGACUUCAUGUGUUUUACCCGAGUACUUCACUUACAGUGUGCUGCUGACUCUGCUGUGCUGCUCAGUGUUCCUGCACAUCAGCAGUAUAGGCAAACUGAUCCUCAUGGUCUUCAUCCAGAUCUCCUUUCUGCUGCUAGUGGAGUGGCCUCUGGUCACUCUGUUAGACUACGCCGACAUGUUGGUCACUGCCAAUGCACUGACUUCUUUCAAUGAAACAGAGAUUUGCACGGCGAGUGUGACUAAAGUGUCUAUGAAGGUGAUGAUUCCUGUCAUCCUCACAGUGUUUGUACUGGCUCUUUACCUGCAUGCACAGCAGAUCGAGUCAACUGCACGCCUUGACUUCCUGUGGAAGCUACAGGCUACUGAGGAGAAAGAGGAGAUGGAGGAGCUGCAGGCCUACAAUCGUCGUCUCCUUCACAAUAUCCUGCCCAAAGAUGUGGCUGCCCACUUCCUUGCAAGAGAGCGUCGAAACGAUGAGCUUUACUAUCAGUCGUGUGAAUGUGUGGCCGUUAUGUUUGCCUCCAUCAGCAACUUCUCUGAGUUCUACACUGAGCUGGAAGCCAACAAUGAGGGUGUGGAAUGCCUGAGACUACUCAAUGAGAUCAUCGCUGACUUUGAUGAGAUCAUAUCUGAAGAGAAAUAUAAGCAAUUAGAGAAGAUCAAAACUAUUGGUAGUACGUACAUGGCAUCAUCUGGACUUAAUGACUCGACGUAUGACAGAGAAGGCCGCACACACAUUCUAGCCUUGGCUGACUAUUCCAUGAGACUGCGAGAACAGAUGAAGUACAUCAAUGAGCACUCAUUCAACAACUUUCAGAUGAAGAUCGGUCUGAACAUUGGGCCAGUGGUUGCUGGUGUGAUUGGAGCCAGAAAGCCUCAGUAUGACAUAUGGGGAAACACAGUGAAUGUGGCCAGUCGCAUGGACAGCACAGGUGUACCAGAUCGCAUCCAGGUGACAACUGACCUGUACCACGUACUAGAAAGAAAGGGCUACCAGCUGGAGUGCCGUGGACUUGUUAAAGUGAAGGGGAAAGGAGAUAUGACCACUUACUUCCUCAACAGUGGUCCAGCCAGCAGUUAAUAUUGACCAAAUGCCUCUCAAUCCACUGAAAUGUGGGAAGGACAACUGAAGGCUGUUAAUGGGAUUUGGACCUUACCUGGAUCCAAAUUCAACCACUCACAAGCUCUCUCUCUCUCUCUCUCUCUCUCUCUCUCUCUCAUGACGUCAGCAUUAAUGGGCAUGUGUAAUAUAUAAUAUAUGCACAUCUUGAGAAUUAUUCCCAUUCUGAGGUAUGCUCACAGGCUACCUGAAAGAUUUAAUGAUCCAUGAACUGUUGCCUUCGAUGGAGAUGACUGUGGGGGAAAUACUUAUUUUGGGGGAAAGGCUUAUUUAUUUUGACAGGUUUUUAAACCAUGUAAAUAAAUCAGACAAUUAUAAAUAUGCAAGCAUCAAGAAGCAAGAAGAAACUGACCUUUUUCCUUUUGUUUGACUUUGUGUCACUCUUUACUGUAAAUGCCAAGUUCUAUGACAAGACACAAAAGCAAAAAAGUCUUCAAUGAAGGCCUUAGAGAAAUUCCAGUUACUUGUAUUUACAAUGGCUUUGAUUUAUGUUUCAUCCAUAUGUUUUUCCAUUUUAGUAUGUGUGUGCAAAUGAAGUAACUUAAAUGAAGGUCAAGAAAUUUUAUUCAACAAAAAUAUUUAGCUUUCUCAUUUGUUAAUUUAUGUGUGUGGAUGGGGAGAGUACGUGUGUUUGCAUGUGUGAAGGGACUAGUGUCUGAGUGAAUACAGAGCACUAUCUUCAAAGGACGUAACAGCUCACUGUGAGGUUUAUAAAAUUAAUUUAAUUCCUUUUUUUUUUUGCCAAAUUAAGUGCUGAAGUGUGUGUCUAAUUUAAAUGCUUAAUUCUUUGUUUGUUCUCUGUUAACAGGUCAUUUCCCUACCAUUUGAAUUCAGUAAUGUAUUCUACAAAUUGCAGCUCUCUUUAUUAAUUCCUACAGAAAUGACUGAAAAUGUGAACACACAAAUGAACAAGACCUCCAUAUUGCUGUUGAAUUUCAAUACAGUAUAGUCUGCUUAAGACCCUUGUAAAUAGGUUUAAAUGUGCUGCCGGGAGCCAAUAGGGGUUAGUGGGUGAUGACAAAAGUGGCUAGACUGCAAAGUUGUCCAUUUAACAGUGUUCAGUUGAAGUCAUUUUCAGCAUUUCCUCACGAGUGUCCUUAGACAUGCUAACAUAAAAAAAAAAACCUUAUGCAACUACUGGUCAAAAGUGAACGUUAGCACUGCUGCAGAGUAUCAUAUAGUUUAACAUUCCCACUGUAUAGACACAUCUAUGACUGUAUUGCUGAAAAACAUUCUUUCCCCCCUUAAGGAUUUUCCGAUAUAAAUGUAAAAUGAAACCGUUUAACAUUCUUACCUUGUCAUACAUACAAAUGCACACAUCAUUUUUUUCAGGGAAAAUAUGUUUGUGGUACAUCAACCUUUCAAGACCUUUUUAUUGGAAAGGUGGCAAACAAUAAAUUGGGUGUUUUAU